AUGAAGAAGAAGAAUGUGGAGAUUUGGGGAGGGGUGAGGGGUGAGGAAGCCUAUCAAUGUAUGAAUGAGAGCAGUAAUGGAAAUUUGAGUGGGGUAAAUCAAAACGAAGACUUGAAUGUAGAAUGUGCACCUUCAGACAUUGAUGAUCCAAUGGAAAGAGGUCCCGUAAGAAGAGAUGGCGAUGCUAACUUUCCUAAGGAUGGCGACGAGAAGAGUAGACAUUUCUCUUCUGUGCACUACAUUUGCCAUUUACCUAAUGGAGAGAAACACGAUAGAAAAUGGCUAGUAUACUCAGAGGCUCUGAAUAGAGUGUUUUGCUUUUGUUGCAAAUUGUUCAAGCAAGAAGGAAACAAGACUCAGUUGGCCAAUGAAGGAUUUAAAGACUGGAAAAAUAUUGGUGUUAGGCUUAAAGGUCAUGAAAAUAAUUGUGAGCACCUUACUUGCAUGAGCAAAUGGAUUGAAUUGGAGAGAAGAUUGAAGAAGAAUCAAACAAUUGACAAAAGUCUUGAAAGAAGAAACAUUGCCAAGAGAAGUGAAGAAACCAAUUGA
This is a messenger RNA of Rhododendron vialii, 549 nucleotides long. RefSeq lists its product as uncharacterized. The transcript has 2 exons. The coding region runs from base 1 to 549 and encodes 182 amino acids. The record is from RefSeq and is a predicted model, not a curated record. Lineage: Eukaryota; Viridiplantae; Streptophyta; Magnoliopsida; Ericales; Ericaceae.